This is a messenger RNA of Sphenostylis stenocarpa, 258 nucleotides long. The record is from the annotation of a GenBank genome assembly. Lineage: Eukaryota; Viridiplantae; Streptophyta; Magnoliopsida; Fabales; Fabaceae.
AUGAAGGAGAAAGAAAAACUUACAGUCAUUCUGCUUUUGAACUUGCGCUUUGUAGCAAUAGGCCGCAGACUCUUGCAGUGUACUGGGCUAUUGGAGAACCCCACUGGGACACAACAUGUGACAUUUCGAGAGGAAAAGAAAUGUGAUUGCGGAGCUAUAUUCUACAUUCAUAAGUGUGUUAAUAAAAACAACUUUCAGAAGAUUUCAAUGGCAAACUUGAUGAAAGAACGUGGGAUAUGCUGGCACACAGAUACGCAG